GGGGACCUCAGGAGGAUGAAAGGUCGAUUCCAUGCAUUCGUGAAAAUUCAUAUGAUGGAUCAAAAUUCUAGUGGGCGCGGUGUGCGACAGCUCAAAACUUCUCUUCUUCAGCGCCUUCAGCAGGAUGAAGAGGUCACCAAAGCACUUCGAACUAAAAAAAGUGAUGCUCGUGAACUGGAAUAUCUCCAUCUUAAGAAGAAGGCUGAAAAUGCAUUUGAAAUUGCUUCUGUUCUUAUGGAAGUUCUAAAGGCAGUUCCAUUUGGUGACGGUCAUGAGCAGAGUCUUCCUGAUGGUCAGGACAUCGUGGAAAAAUCAGGAUCUUAUAGUCCAUACAACAUUCUUCCCCUUGAUUCUGGUGAUAACAAAAAUGCUAUAAUGCUUCUUCCAGAGAUUGAAGCUGCUGUUUCAGCUAUUCGCAAUGUUAGAGGCCUUCCAAGUACAGAGAACAGCUGUGAAACAGAGCUCCCUUCGGAUAUACUGUAUUGGCUGCAGAGCUUGUUUGGUUUUCAGGCUGGAAGUGUUUCCAAUCAACGGGAACAUUUGGUUUUACUGCUUGCUAAUAUGCAUGUUAGGCAAAAUCCUAAACCUGCACUGGCCACAAAGCUUGAUGAUAGAGCUGUGGAUGAGCUUAUGGCAAAAAUCUUCAAAAAUUAUAGAAACUGGUGCAAAUUUUUGGGCCGUAAUUGUAACUUAUGGUUACCAUCAGUGAAGCAGGAAAUACAGCAAUAUAAAAUUUUAUACAUUGCUCUCUAUCUUCUUAUCUGGGGCGAGGCUUCUAACUUGCGGCUGAUGCCAGAAUGCCUGUGUUACAUUUUUCAUCAUAUGGCAUACGAGUUAUAUGGAGUAUUAUCUGGUGCCGUUUGCUUAAAUACUGGAAAGAAGGUAGUGCCAGCUUAUGGAGGACCAAAUGAAUCAUUUUUGGGAAAUGUUAUCACCCCAAUUUACAAAGUUAUCAAUGAGGAAGCUCAGAAAAACAAAAAUGGUGUUUCAGACCAUUCAAAAUGGAGAAAUUAUGAUGAUUUGAAUGAAUUCUUUUGGUCGAACAAUUGUUUUAAGCUUGGCUGGCCCUUGCGUCUAGAAAAUGAUUUUUUUUUCACGUCAUUUUCUUCAGAGCAAAUUACUAAUUCUAAGGAGUCUCCAGAUGAAACUUGUGAGCAAAAGUGGUUGGGAAAGACAAAUUUUGUAGAAGUUCGUUCAUUCUGGCACCUUUUUAGAAGCUUUGAUCGGAUGUGGACAUUUCUUAUAUUAGCUCUCCAGGUAAUGAGUAUCUUGGCAUGGCAUGAAUUGGAGACACCUCUGGAUAUUUUUGAGCCAGAGGUCUUUGAUGACAUUAUGAGCAUCUUUGUGACUAAUGCAAUUCUUAGACUCUUGCAAGUGGCUCUCGAUAUUUCUUUGAUGUGGAAAGCAAGGCAUAACAUGGGAUUCAGUCAGAGAUUAAGAUAUCUACUAAAGUUUCUUGUUGCGUUAAUUUGGUCUAUCACUCUUCCCGUUUCUUAUGCUACGUCUCAAGGAAGUUCUGAAUGCUCCACCAAGCAAUUUCAGAGUGCUACUGGCAACUUUUGCAUGUCACUAUAUCUGAUUUUUGUUUUGAUAUACCUUAUGAGCAAUUUUAUCGGGAUGGCUUUAUUUUUUGUGCCUGCUAUCACCAACUACGUUGAGACAUCCAGUUGCCGGGCUUUUAAUAUGUUAUCAUGGUGGAAUAAGCCUCGUUUAUAUGUCGGUCGAGGGAUUCAGGAAUCCCAAGUAUCCCUUCUAAAGUAUACCAUAUUCUGGAUGAUUUUAUUGUCAAGCAAAUUAUUAUUCAGCUAUAAUUUUCAGAUAAAACCUCUUAUUAUACCAACGAAGCAUAUUAUGAAAGUUAAUAUCAAUACCUAUGAUUGGCAUGAGUUUUUUCCAGAAGUUCAAAACAAUGCUGGUGCAAUUCUUGCUGUUUGGGCCCCAAUCAUUAUUGUCUACUUUAUGGACAUGCAGAUUUGGUAUUCUAUUUUCUGUACAAUAUUUGGAGGAGUCUAUGGCAUUGUUCAUCACCUUGGUGAGAUUCGAACAGUUGAAAUGGUCAAAAGUCGUUUUCAUUCCUUCCCAUCAAUGUUCAAUGUUUCUCUUGUUGCUCAUUCAUCGCAAAGUAAAAAAGGGAGCAUCUUCAAAUAUAUCCUGCAGAACAAAGCUUUCAAGAGUACAGAAGUUGCGAGAGAUGAGCUUCCAAAGUUUGCUCUAGUAUGGAAUCAAAUUAUUGCUCAUUUCAGGUCUGAGGACUUGAUUAAUAGCAGAGAGAUGGAUUUGAUGAUCAUGCCACUUGCAUGUGAGUUUGGCGGGACUUCAGCACGAUGGCCCUUGUUUCUUUUAGUUAUGAAGUUUUCUACAGCUGUGAACAUAGCGAGAGAUUAUGUCGGAAAGUAUGAGAAGCUUUAUAAAAAAAUAAAAAAAGACAAGUACAUGUUCUAUGCUGUCAAGGAGUGCUAUGAUACAUUGAAUAAUAUCUUCAAUUUUCUUCUCAUUGGAGACCUAGAGAAAAGGGUCUUACGCGCUAUUUUUGAUGAAAUUGAAACAAGCAUUGGAAAUUCGAGCAUCCUAACUGAUUUCAAGAUGGCUGAGUUACCUGUUUUAAUUGAGAAAGUUAUCAAAAUGGUAGAGAUUCUGUUUGAAAAUAACCUAACUCAUCGAGAUGAACUGGUCAUUUCACUCCAAGAUGUCCUUGAAUUUCUCAUCAAUGAUAUGAUGGUCGACGGUGGCAGGAUACUGGAUAUUAUGGAUUCCUCCUAUGCUCAAGAGGGGUGUGUGGAUGUUUUCCUCUUGCAACAAGUAUCGCACAUGUUUAAAUCAGAUUCUAGGGGUUGUAUUGUUCCUUUCCCACAGCAUGACGAAGGACCUAAAAAUUCUGUUCUACGUUUCCCACUACCAGACAAAGGACUUUUGAGGGACCAGGUCAAACGUUUAUUUCUGAUGCUCACUGUCAAAGAAGCUGCUUCAGAUAUUCCUGCUAACUUGGAGGUCCGAAGACGCAUCUCUUUCUUUGCAACUUCCCUUUUCAUGGAUAUGCCUCCUGCUCCUAAAGUCCGCAACAUGUUGUCUCUCAGUGUAAUGACUCCAUACUUCAUGGAAGAGGUUAAAUUUUCUGAUGAUGAACUGCAUUUAAAUGAAGAUGGUGGUGCAUCCAUCCUCUAUUAUAUGCAAAAGAUAUAUCCAGAUGAGUGGAAGAACUUUCUGGAAAGAUUCAACUAUAACCCAACUGACGAGGACACUCAAUAUUGGGCUUCUUUCCGUGGACAAACAUUGAGCCGAACAGUAAGGGGAAUGAUGUAUUAUAGGAAAGCGUUGAAAUUUCAAGCAUUUCUGGACAUGGCCAGCAAUCAAGAUAUUGCCAAAGGAUGCAUUGCCAUUGAAAGAGAUAACAAUCAGAAAAACAGUCAACACUCCCUGGCAGCAAAGCUAGAUGCACUAGUUGACAUGAAAUUCACAUACGUCAUCUCCUGUCAGAUGUUUGGAUUACAAAAAUCUUUAGGGGAUUCUCAUGCUAAAGAUAUUAUUGAUUUGAUGUCAAGGUAUCCGUCUCUACGUGUUGCCUACAUUGAAGAAAAGGAAGAAAUUGUAAACGGCAAGCCUCACAAGGUUUAUUCUUCAGUUUUAAUAAAAGCUGUGAAUAAUUUAGACCAGGAGGUAUAUCGAAUCAGGCUUCCAGGUCCACCAAUUAUCGGAGAAGGUAAACCUGAGAACCAAAAUCAUGCCAUUAUCUUCACUCGUGGGGAAGCUCUACAAACAAUUGACAUGAAUCAGGAUAACUAUUUCGAAGAAGCUUAUAAGAUGAGAAACCUUCUGCAAGAGUUUAGUCGCCAUUCAGGCCAACAACGUCCAACUAUAGUUGGCCUUAGAGAACACAUAUUCACGGGAAGUAUAUCUUCCCUUGCUGGUUUCAUGUCUUACCAAGAAACUAGCUUUGUAACGAUUGGGCAGCGGUUCCUAGCAAAUCCUCUUCGGGUACGGUUUCACUAUGGACAUCCGGACCUUUUUGACAGGAUAUUUCAUAUAACACGAGGUGGAAUAAGUAAAGCAUCGAAGAAUAUCAAUUUGAGUGAGGAUGUAUUUGCUGGAUUUAAUUCUAUACUGCGCCAGGGCCAUGUAACUUACAAUGAAUAUAUGCAAGUUGGCAAAGGUCGUGAUGUAGGGCUCAACCAGAUAUCAAAAUUUGAAGCAAAAGUGGCAAAUGGAAACAGUGAACAAACUCUUAGUCGUGACAUUUACCGCCUUGGGCAUCAUUUUGAUUUCUUCCGGAUGCUUUCAUUUUAUUUCACUACUGUUGGAUACUAUUUUAACAACCUUGUGUCAGUCUUUGGGGUGUAUGUAUUCCUAUAUGGGCAGCUAUAUCUUCUUCUAAGUGGGGUGGAAAGGGCAAUCAUUCUUGAUACUCGACUGCAGAACAUUAUAUCUUUAGAAACUGUGCUUGCAACUCAGUCUUUCCUCCAACUAGGGCUUCUUACUGGAUUGCCAAUGGCGAUGGAACUUGGCCUGGAAAAGGGAUUUUUAUCAGCCAUCAGCGAUUUCAUUCUCAUGCAAUUGCAACUUGCUUCUGCUUUUUUCACAUUUUCUCUGGGAACAAAGGCACACUAUUUUGGCCGAACUAUUCUUCAUGGUGGGGCCAAAUACAGGCCAACUGGCCGUAAAUUUGUAGUUUUCCACGCAGGGUUCACAGAGAACUAUCAGUUAUACUCUCGGAGCCACUUCGUUAAAGGAUUUGAAUUGAUCUUCCUCUUGACAAUUUAUAAUUUGUUUAGAAUGUCUUACGAGAGCAACAUAGCAUACAUGAUGAUCACAUACUCCACAUGGUUCAUGGCCAUAACUUGGCUCUUUGCACCAUUUAUUUUCAAUCCUUCUGGUUUUGCUUGGCGGAUGAUUGUAGAGGAUUGGGCUGAUUGGAACAAGUGGAUGAACAAUGUGGGGGGCAUUGGUGUGCAACCAGAGAAGAGCUGGGAAUCAUGGUGGAAUGCUGAGAAUGCUCAUCUGCGUCAUUCUGGACUGUGUUCUAAAAUUGUUGAAAUACUACUUUGCCUUCGUUUCUUCAUCUAUCAAUAUGGAUUGGUUUAUCACCUUGACAUAUCUCAAGAAAACAAAAACAUAGUUGUUUACAUGCUAUCAUGGUUUGUAAUAGUUGCUGUAUUCUUACUAGUCAAGGUAGUUGGUGAGGGAAGUCGACGACUCAGUGCAAAUCACCAUCUCAUUUUCCGGUUUCUGAAGCUGCUUAUAUUUCUCUCUGUGCUUGUUGGCAUAUUUACCAUGUUGAGCGUUUGCCAACUAUCCAUUAUGGAUCUGGUGGUAUGUUGCCUUGCAUUUCUUCCAACCGGCUGGGGAUUGUUGUCAGUAGCUCAAACUUUAAGACCCAAGAUUGAGGAAUAUGGACUAUGGGAAUCAGUAAAAGUUAUUGCUCAAGCCUAUGAUUAUGGAAUGGGUGGUUUGCUUUUUAUACCCAUUGCAAUGCUCGCAUGGAUGCCCUUAAUCUCUGCAAUCCAAACUCGAGUUCUUUUCAACCAGGCAUUUACACGGCAAUUACAGAUUCAUCCAAUUCUUUAUGGAAAGAACAAGAACAGGUGAUUUAUAGGUUUUGUUUGGGUUGACUUUCUUAUUGCUUCUUAAAAUAGCUUCUUAGUAUAAAAGUUUAAAUUUUUAUACUAGGAAAUUGCUUUAAAAAAUAGUAAAAAAGUUGUCCCAACGAAUGCAUAAUCUUGGACUGCUAUUACUUUCGCUGAAAGCAUUCAUUGUGAUUUUCAGCUUUCUGUAUAGGCCUUAUGUAAGUGCCAAUGCCUAUGACAGUUUACAAUUCAAUAUUAAACCUUUAUUAUAUUAUAUUUCCUGAUUCAUCUCUUAAAAUUUUGAAGGUUGGAGAUUA
This is a messenger RNA of Dendrobium catenatum, 5875 nucleotides long. RefSeq names its product putative callose synthase 8. The transcript is spliced from 41 exons. The record is from RefSeq and is a predicted model, not a curated record. NCBI's taxonomy places the organism in Eukaryota, Viridiplantae, Streptophyta, Magnoliopsida, Asparagales, Orchidaceae. Gene Ontology annotation, molecular function: 1,3-beta-D-glucan synthase activity. Gene Ontology annotation, biological process: (1->3)-beta-D-glucan biosynthetic process. The coding region runs from base 16 to 5580 and encodes 1854 amino acids. Gene Ontology annotation, cellular component: 1,3-beta-D-glucan synthase complex; plasma membrane.